AUGACGCCGCAAUUGGGCGGGGUAGCAGUGAAGCCCCAUCAGGGGGGUGGGAGUUGUAGUGACCAAACAUCGGCGACGGGGGAAGCGGGUGGCAGAACUACCUCGAAACCAGGCAGCAAAUCAAGGAACAAUAAGUCUUCGCUUUUUAUGCAAUGGACAUCAACGUUCAUCAUGUUGUCAAGUAUUGCACUAGUACAGAACAAGAUCUGGUGCGCAUUUUUUCAAGACUUUCGAGAGUCUCGUUAUUUGCCAAUAGUUAUUCUUCAGUACUGAAGAUUUAGGACAACACACAAGCGGUGGAUGCGACACGGAAGAAAGCUGUUGUAGCGAUGUUCCCUGUGUGCAGUGGGGUCGCAUAUAAAAUGUUGAUUAAGUUGAUGUCACCACUAGCAAAUAAUGAUCGUCUUCUAAGUGCUACACUUACCACAAGUGCGAUACAAGUAGAGACAACUUUUGUAAACAAUACUCUCUACUGGGCUGCACGACCAGCACCUCCACACCAAGCAAACUGACCAGGCGGGGGGUGGUGGCGCUGGGGGGAACCACAAGGGCACAACCGCCAGCCUCUCGACGAGCCAAGGAAACGCCUCGCUCGUGCUAG
Messenger RNA from Amoebophrya sp. A120, 601 nucleotides. Lineage: Eukaryota; Dinophyceae; Syndiniales; Amoebophryaceae. The record is from the annotation of a GenBank genome assembly.